This is a messenger RNA of Haliotis rubra (blacklip abalone), 3594 nucleotides long. Its product is annotated as beta-1,3-galactosyltransferase 2-like. Bases 466 to 1674 code for a protein of 402 amino acids. The transcript is spliced from 2 exons. Gene Ontology annotation, cellular component: membrane. The record is from RefSeq and is a predicted model, not a curated record. Gene Ontology annotation, molecular function: hexosyltransferase activity. Lineage: Eukaryota; Metazoa; Mollusca; Gastropoda; Lepetellida; Haliotidae.
AGAAGUUUUCUGUGUUUUAGUUCCGAGUCCAACUGGUCUAUCGUAUUGAUGCAAUAUCUCAAACUCAACAACACCACUGGCCGUCUUACGUAGCGGAAACACUUAGCAUUGUUCAAUCCAGCACUGAUAGCCUGAGACGCCAGUUCCGCUAUGGCCGUGGCCGUAAAACGCUAUUGACCGUGAUGAGCGAGGCUUGGUGCUUGCGUCAACAGAUGCCGUCUUCAUAGCAAUACCGUAAAGGGAUUCAUCAGUGGAACACGUGCUCACAGGGACCGCUUGUGUCAGGACAAAGAUGGCCGUCAACCUCCAUUUCGCCUCAUCCAUUCACGCUGACCUUUGUCAAACAGCGUUGGAGAUGGAGAGAUGACACCCUGUGUGUUACGUGUCCUCAAUCAGCCAAAUCUACGAGCUGCUAUUCCAGUGACUGAAGCAUGUCGGUAAAGUGAUCCAAAGUGAAGGACGACAAUGGGAAGGAUUCGAUUUUCGACAUAUCUUCGGAUUAAACAGGUCCUCGUGACGUGUGUGACGGCUAUUUGUGUCGUUACUGUAUUGAUGGCGACAGGCUUUACGUCACACACUGCCUUCACCAAGCGCAGUUAUCACUUGACUGGAUUAUCGGAAUACGUCAAUAAACAAUUUCCACUUCAAGGAAAAGAACGGGCGGGAUUAAAUGCGAGUAAAUAUACUUCACAAGCUGCGGCAGCUCCAACUGAACCCCCUGUUACCAAGGAUAUAUUUCGUGAUUAUUUCGAUUUGAGACCAGUAGUUCAUUCCUUUCAAACCUCACAACAGCACCCCUUUUUGCCUGGCAUAGUCUUGUCAAGUGAUAUUUGCAAUGACUCAAAAGUGGAUAUACUCAUCUAUUUCAAUAGUGCCUGUGAUAAUUUUCAAAGGAGGAGAAUUCUCAGAGAAACCUGGGCCAACAGGAACGUCUUUAAGGAUAUAACGGUCCGAGCUAUAUUUAUAUUGGGCCUUCCUUCCAAAGCGGACACACAGCUUAGGGUAAAUAACGAGAACUCCGUUUACGGCGACAUAGUCCAGGGAGACUUCACUGAUUCAUUCCGCAACCUGACGUAUAAAGCAAUGACUGCCAUAAACUGGAUCAACGACAAUUGUUUGCAAGCGCGUUACGUCGUCAAGGCUGAUGACGAUAUGUUCGUGAAUAUAUUUAUGGUUGUUGAGGAUGUUCUUCCAAUGAUAUACAAAAAACAGCGAACAGUUGUUUGUCAUUAUAAAAAGCGCGGGACCAGCGUCAUCAUUAGGAACCCGAAAGACAAGUGGUUUGUUCCGCCAGACGUUCUGCCGGAUGAAACAACUUUUCCUGAUUUCUGUUCCGGCUACGUAGUGAUAAUGACAGCUGAUAGUAUUCCAUUACUGUUUGAAUCGUCCUUCCAAGCCCCUUAUAUAUCCAUUGACGAUGUCUAUAUGUUUGGGAUUCUCCCCUUGUUCUCCAGGAAGUUGAACUAUGUGGAUGGCUCCAAGAACUUCACUCUCAACAAUAAGGUGGCACUAGAGCAGUACAAGAGUACCAAACCAAUCACCUAUGUAGUGGCCAAUGCAUGGCAAGAUGGCUCCCAAGAGAGUUACUGGACAGCGGCCAUCACCCGACUCUCGUUGUGGGCAAAGCGACAUGCCAGCAUUGUCGUACUUCGAAAUAGCAUGGGACCAAAAUAGCAUGUAAGCCUUUAACAUGACCAUAUCAAUAGUGGAGUGCACGGUUGUUUGUUGAUGUACAUGUGCCACCAUGCUCAAAGGUGCUCUAUAACCUUAACAAACAGUUAUCGAAGAAAACCAUCUGGAUAUUGCGAUAAUGUUAUUGUCAUACUCCCUCACAAACCCUUCAUACCUUGUUAUCCUGAAAUACCACAUGCGCCUGCAUCUUGCAUCCUAGGUUCUCUCAGCCAGUGGGGAUAACAUGUUAGUGUCUAUGUAUAGCAGUUCAUCACAUUGUCGCAUUUGCUGUAUUGCUUGGCGGAUACACCACACCAGAGCUUGUCACGUGAUCUCAGUUGUCAGACACCGGGUGUCAAGGUUGUGUAUGCAAACAAAGGUGCACACUUCCCUUCCAUGUAAGAAACGUGAUCAUUAUAAGAGAGGGAACGCAUAUUCAUCAUAUCAUCAUUUAUUUAGUCGAAGCAAAGGGUUCAUUCACGUUUCGCAUGCAUGUUAAUGGCCACAAUCUUGUUGAAAUCUGCUGAUACACUACAAUUCCGUAAGGUUGAACAAUACUGGCAAGAAGUAGAUAUUUGACCAUCUCAGCAUGUCCUGCAUUCGUACUAUGAGACAUGUUUUGGCUGAUAUUGCUCCUGAACCCCAUACGUACAGUAUGAACACAGGGGAUAAUGUAUAAACAAAUUCUUUAUCACAAUAUAUCCAUUUAUUGUAAUAAAGAAGUUGUAUAUCUCUAGAACAACCCCUUAGUUCAUCACACCAACUUCAGUUUGCCCCUCAAAGAAGUUAUGUACAUUGACGUCCAAGACCAUGAUAAUGUAUGGGGCGUCAGCGAAGUUCAAGUGUACAUCAAAGAGUCAUAGUUAUGUAUAAUUACAGUAUUUAAACAUAAACAUGUAUAACCUCAUUACCCACACCAAUUAACGUUAAAUAAGAAUCCCUCCAUCCAUGAAUGAUUGUAUUUGUUCAGGUGGGUUUCGUCUCUCGGCAACAGAUGCUGUUUCAGUUCGUUUUGCGAAGAAAGUCGUGAGUCCAAUCGUCUCAGUCAUGUUUCUGGUUCAUAAUUCAUGUCACGGCAGAUUCAGCAUCUCACUGCAAGGCAGCGUUACUGUGGGUCAUAGCUAUGUGUUGACGGCUGGUGAAUUGCAGGUAGCAGCAGCAAAGUCCUUAGCAUUCUUGGCCAAUACUUUUGCACAAGGUUAAUAAACUAUGGGAACCGCAGAUCACCAAUACUUCAACUCUGACAUCGAUAUGAGGGAGCCACAAUUCUCCAACAGUUUAUUGAUGUGGCAUUCAUAUAUAUGUAAUUAUUAUCUUUAUUUGAAUCACAUUCCUGCCUGAUACAAAGAGUAUUGCGAGUCAGGGACGAAUGAAUUCCCACUCAGGCGUAGUGAGCAGACUGCGAGCGGACCAGUCCUAAAUUUAUCCCAUUGGUGUUGAACACGAGGCGAAGUACGAUUGGUAUAAAGAAUAUGCGCCAAAUUCGUUAUUUUUAAAAUGGUCCAAGAAAGAAUACACCCUUUUCCCGUAUCAAGUGAGUAUGUUUGGACCUACACUCCAUUAGGCUAGAUCCAUAGCUGUCUUGGGUUGUUGUGGCUCUCGAGGGUAAAUAGUUGUCACAUAUUUGUAAGCCAUGAACUGUUCAUUGAUGAGGGUCAUUUCUCCACCUUCACGUCGUUACAGAAUUGAAUAUUCUUACUGUAGUCUCCAUGUGUCAGAACAAUCGUUCUCCUUUGAAUCCACCCUACUGAACGCGAGUUUGCCGAAACACAAUCCACGUUCUCCCAAAUAUUACCUUCAUAAUGGCAUAUACACCCGAUAUAUGAAGAAAUAAUAUUUGGACGAUUAUACAUUUUGGCAUAAGCAGUAAUGUAAAUGUCUGUAUAUAUAUUAUGACAAUAUUCAAUAAAAUAUUAUUUUAUA